GUAACCCCUUCACCUCUCCAUUAAUCACACCCUCAACUCUCACCUGUCUCCCUUACAAGCUACAAGCAAUCCUCCUCACUCCCUUCACUUGCUCCCUACUCUCUCUGCUCUUGCAGAUCCUCAACAAUGGCACUAGCAAAUCCCAUUUUUCUAUUUCCAUACAUGACAACUUUCUUCUUAAUAUCUCUUCAUUUCUCUCUUCUCCAAGCUUCUUCCAACCCAGAUUCAGAACCUCUUCUGCAAUUCAAAACCUUGUCAGACACAGAUAACAAGCUCCAAGACUGGAACUCCAGCACCAACCCAUGUACCUGGAUGGGCAUUGCUUGUCUCAACGACCGAGUAUCUCGUCUUGUCCUCGAAAACCUUAACCUUCAAGGCAGCUCUUUGCAGCCCUUAACCUCUCUCACUCAGCUUCGAGUCUUAAGCCUCAAAAGAAACAAUCUUUCAGGUCCCAUACCUCAAAACAUCUCUAACCUCAGUGCGUUAAAGCUUCUCUUUUUAUCUCACAAUCACUUCUCUGGUACCUUCCCUGUUUCUGUCCUCCCUCUUUCUAGACUCUACCGUUUGGAUCUGUCUCACAACAACUUCUCCAGUAACAUUCCGGUGAUUGUCAACCGUUUGACUCAUCUGUUGACUUUAAGGCUUGAAGAGAAUCAGUUUACCGGGUCCAUUUCUAGCUUGAAUUUACCAAGCUUGCAAGACUUUAACGUUUCUAAUAACCGGGUAUCCGGUGAAAUACCCAAAUCUUUAUCGGGUUUCCCUGAAUCCGCUUUCGCUCAAAGCCUCCCUGCUGGUCUUUGUGGAUCCCCGUUACAGGCUUGUAAAAGUUUAGCUUCCGACCCGACAAGACCCGGAUCCGAUGGGGCUAUAGCGUCUCCAUUGUUGCCUGGAACUAACCCAACAAGCAUAGUUUCUUCAACACCAAGCUCAGUAGUAGCACCAAACAAACCAAUAAACACUAACCACAAAAUCAGCAAAACAUCAACCAAAAUAAGCCCAUUAGCCCUAAUAGCCAUUAUAUUAGGGGAUAUUUUAAUUCUUGCCGUGGUUUCUCUCCUUCUCUACUGUUACUUCUGGCGCAACUACGCAGCCAAAAUGCGAAAUGGGAAGGGCUCAAAGCUGUUAGAAACCGAGAAGAUUGUUUACUCUUCGAGCCCUUACCCGAACCAGCCGGGCUUUGAGAGGGGAAGGAUGGUGUUCUUUGAAGGGGUGGAAAGGUUUGAGCUUGAAGAUUUACUUAGAGCUUCAGCAGAGAUGUUAGGGAAAGGCGGGUUUGGAACCGCAUACAAAGCAGUCCUUGAUGAUGGGAAUGUGGUGGCAGUGAAAAGGCUUAAGGAUGCUAAUGUUGGAGGGAAAAGAGAGUUGGAGCAACAUAUGGAGGUUUUAGGGAGAUUAAGACAUCCUAAUUUGGUUAGUUUUAAGUCUUAUUACUUCGCUAGAGAAGAGAAGUUGCUGGUCUAUGAUUACAUGCCAAAUGGGAGCUUGUUUUGGCUUCUUCAUGGUAACAGAGGACCAGGAAGAACCCCACUGGACUGGACUACUAGGCUAAAAAUAGCAGCUGGAGCAGCCCGUGGGUUAGCAUUUAUGCACAACUCAUGCAAAGCUCUUAAACUCGUCCAUGGUAACAUCAAAUCCACAAACAUCCUUUUAGACAAGGCAGGCAAUGCCCGUGUCUCAGAUUUUGGGCUCACUCUCUUUGCAUCUUCUACUAAUUCUGCCCCAAGAUCCAAUGGCUACCGCGCUCCCGAAGCAACAUCUGACGGUCGAAAACAGACCCAAAAAUCUGACGUGUACUCCUUUGGGGUUUUGCUAUUGGAGAUUUUAACAGGGAAAUGCCCUUCUAUAGUGGAUUGUGGUGCUGGGCCUGGAAAUGGGUAUGGUGGGCCUGUGGACUUGCCAAGGUGGGUCCAAUCUGUGGUGAGGGAGGAGUGGACGGCUGAGGUGUUUGAUUUGGAGCUGAUGAGGUAUAAGGAUAUUGAGGAGGAGAUGGUGGGCCUACUUCAAAUUGCAUUGGCUUGUACAACUCCAUCUCCUGAUCAUCGGCCUAGGAUGGGCCACGUGGUUAGGAUGAUUGAGGAGAUACGCGGGGUCGAAAUGUCUCCAUGUCACGACACCUUUGACUCUGUUUCUGAUUCUCCUUGCUUGUCCGAAGAGACUAGUGGAGCUGGCCAGUGAUUGAACAAUUUGUCGCAGAAGGAGAAGGGCAGUUUAUUCAGUUAUAAACUAAGAGUACUGGGGUUUGAUGUAAAUCAUGGAGGGUUUAAUUUUCCUGCAUUAUUGAGUUUUGCCUUGUUAUGUUUUUUUGUUAGAUUCAAUGAAUCGGAGGAUAUGUUUCUCUUUUGGCCGUUUAUGCUAAAAGAUCGGCAAAGAGUUGAUGAAAUUUGUUCUACCAAUGAUGUUCUCGUAAUCAUGAAAUUGAUCACUUAGACAGGGAUGGCCAAUCCCCCUACAUUUCUUUUAUCACUAGUGGCCUCUUAUCUUGAGGCGAUUGCCAUGUUCAUCUGCAUAAAAUAUUCAUGAAUGGGAGUAUUUAAUUGUUAUA
Populus nigra (black poplar) is the source of this 2542-nucleotide messenger RNA. Its product is annotated as probable leucine-rich repeat receptor-like protein kinase At1g68400. Lineage: Eukaryota; Viridiplantae; Streptophyta; Magnoliopsida; Malpighiales; Salicaceae. Gene Ontology annotation, biological process: protein phosphorylation. The record is from RefSeq and is a predicted model, not a curated record. The coding region runs from base 127 to 2175 and encodes 682 amino acids. The transcript has 2 exons. Gene Ontology annotation, molecular function: ATP binding; protein binding; protein kinase activity.